AUGUCCGCGACCACGGCCGAGGCCGUGCGCCGGCUCUGCGCCGCCGGCGAGCUGCGGUCAGCGCUAGCGCAUCUCGCCCGCGGCGCGAAGGCGGGCGACGGGGCGCUGGACGUGGCCGCCUGCACGGCGCUCGUCCACGCCUGCUGCAGGACCGGCGACCUGGCGGAGGCGCGGAGGGUGUUCGGCGCAAUGCCGCGCCUGGGGCUGGCCCCGAACGAGGUCACCUUCACCGCCCUCAUCCACGGCCACUUCGUCCGCGGGCGCAGGGACGAGGGCUUCGCCCUGUUCGACGAGAUGAGGAGGGGCGGGGUCGAGCCGAACAUCUACACCUACAACGUGCUGAUCGGGGAGUGGUGCAGGACGGGGGAGUUUGAGGGCGCCCGCCGCCUGUUCGACGAAAUGCCCGCGAAGGGCGUCGCGCGGAACGCCGUCAGCUACAACACGCUGAUCGCGGGGCUGUGCAGGCACGGCAGGAUGAAGGACGCCGCCCGGCUGCUGGAGACGAUGCGGAAGGAGGGCAUCCGCCCGAGCAUCGUGACGUUCAACCUCCUCGUCGACGGGUAUGGCAAGGCUGGGCAGAUGCCCAACGCCUUGCAUUUCUCCAACCAAAUAAGGGCCGCUGGGCACCAGCCCAACGCUCUGACGCACAAUGCGCUCAUUGCGGGGUUCUGCCGUGCUAGAGAUAUUGCCCGUGCAAACAGGGCGUUCUCUGACAUGAAGGAGCGAGGACUGACACCCACAAAUGGGACCUACACCAUACUGAUUGAUGCAUUGGCCCGGGGCGGUGACAUGGACAAAGCUUUUGAGAUGUUUGCGGACAUGGGGAAGGCUGGUUUGGAGGUGGAUGUGCGCACUUACGGUGUUUUGGUGCAUGCUCUCUGCAUGGAAGGGAACAUGAAAGACGCCAGGAAGCUGUUCCAGUCGAUGGAGGAGAAAGGCGUUAAGGCGAAUGGUGUGAUCUAUGACAUGAUGAUUUUUGGCUAUGGACGAGAAGGGAACUCCUACAAGGCUAUGAAAUUAAUCACGGAGAUGAGGAAGAAUGGCUUGGUUCCAAAUUUCGCUAGCUAUGGCCUGACGAUCCGUAGUCUUUGUAAUGAUGGUAAAUGUCCGGAAGCUGAAGCUCUUAUCAAGGACAUGGUGCAGGCUGGUCUACAACCAAACGAAUCGCUCUCCCAAGCACUACUGCAUGCCAAGGCAAGACAGGGAAGCUCGACCAGUAACUUUUUUACCUAG
Triticum turgidum subsp. durum (durum wheat) is the source of this 1233-nucleotide messenger RNA. NCBI's taxonomy places the organism in Eukaryota, Viridiplantae, Streptophyta, Magnoliopsida, Poales, Poaceae. The record is from the annotation of a GenBank genome assembly.